AAUUUAACUGUUAUUUCACAUUCAAAUGUCGAUCAGUUUAAAGUAAUGGAACCUGAUGAUGCUUUUUUGAAGUUAAUGAAAAAUUCAAUAUAUUCAGAAACAUCAUUCGCCGAUUGUACACUUUCAUUAAUGGAUCAUAAAAAUAUUUCUUGUCAAGGAAGAGAAGAUGCUGCUCAAAUGAUUAUUCAAGAACAUAGAAAAGCGAACAAUUCAGAAUACAUGAAAAUUUUGAAAGAUAUCCAAGGAGUGCAUAUAAGUGGUAUGUUUCUGUCAGGUGGAUCUCCAUUAAAAUAUCGAAUUGAGAAAAUAACAUUAUCUCUAAUGGAAGCAGGUAUCAGUAAUAAGUGGGAUAGGGCUUUCUCAAAAAAAAAUUCAAUUCGUCGAAAUCAAGUCGAUUUAUUUAAGCAGAAUAAGUCCUUGAUUUUCAAGGCCUUAAAUUUAAUGGUCAUGUUGCUUAUUUUUGGAUAUUUACUUUCGCUGAUUGUUUUUGCUUAUGAAAUAGUUUUCUAUAAGUAUUUUAAUAAUUAGUUUAAAUUUUGUGUUUUAAUAAUUUGUAAUGUGUUUACUUCUGGGACAAAUCCGAAAGGCCUUAGUCAGAAAUGGAAAAAUAAGAGAAGGGAUACAUAUACUGCUUAGGCUACCUGAAAAGUUCAAAACAAUUUGACAUUUUUGAACUAAUGUUUUAUUCGUGGUAUCGCGAAAAAACUCCACGUAAAUUACAAUACUUAUUCAUGUUGCAAAUUGCAUGUCGCAUACUUUUCCUUUUAAAGGGAAAUAUUGACAUUGUAUAUUGUUCUCGACAUUUCAACCAUUUCGAUGAUAUUUUUUCUUCUAUUGUAGUUUUGUGUUUUGUUGUGUUCAGAGCAACAGAAUGAAACAAGUUUAAAUUUAAAAUAUAAGUCCUAAAUGAUAAAACUUUAAAAAUAAGUUAGAUAUACCAAUCAGAUAGUGAAAAUUAAAUAAAUCACUUACUGCAAUAACUUUUAUAUGGGAAAGUUGUAUUGAAACCUUAAGAAUUAAGACAAUUAACAAAUAUAUGGUUGUUAGAUUCUUCAGCAAAUUAAAGACAGAAGUUCAGAAUAGUUGGUAAUUCUUUUAAAACUAAUGAAAUCAUAUAAGACAAUACAAUUAAAAAUAAUAUAAUAUUGUUUAAGUGUUAUAAUGAACAUUAUGAAGUUCACUAUUCAAACUCUAAUAGCAUUUGUAUGCUUUAAUUUUACCACCCGAGAAAUCACGGGUAAAGCAUCUUCUAUAUGGCCAAGCGAAUUGACCACAAUUUUAAAUCGGUCUACAAAAAUGAAUCAAGUACUUUUGUUAUACAGUGAUAAUUCUAACAAUUGUCUCAUACACCAAAUGGUACAGAAUAUUCCAAGAAAGAUACCAACACGACUUAUUGAUUUCAAGAACUUUACGAACGGGAACAGCCAUAGUUUGAAGCUAACUUCAAUUUUACUAGAGUCAACAAUUGUCGUCAUCGUUCCUUCAAGAAAUAAAGACCGAAAUAUAACAGAAGUACUAAAUAUACUUGAUUCUCUAGCUAAAAUAACUGAACCACUUUCAAUUCCAAAACUUCUGAUAGCUUUUCAAGUUACAACAACCAACAAUUAUCGCGACUUCUUCAAAUUGUUGUGGCCAAAACAGUUUCUAGACGUCACGGUACUUGAGAUUCAGCAGCGUAAAGAAAAUGAGAUAAUAUCAAAAUAUUCAGAUGUACAAAUUGUCAAGCAACAUUAUUAUAAUCCAUUCACUAAAAAAUGUACUAAAACAUCAUUCUCAGAGAACAGCAUUCUCUUUCCGAACAAGCUUCGUAAUCUGAACGGAUACAAGAUAAAUGUGGGUAUGUUUCAUUACCCCCCUUAUAUCUACAUUAAACGGAAUAGCACAAAGCAUGUUGUCAGUAUUAAAGGUCCUGAAGUAAGCUUGGCAAUAGGAUUGUCUGAUGUUUUAAACUUCACCUUGCAAAAGAUAAUUUACAACGACACUAACUGGAUUGCUGGACGUUGCGACAAAGAAAAGAAUGUUGGGUAUUGGAAAAACGUUAUUUAUAACGAGAUACAAGUGAUGCUUCCUCAAACCGCUAUAUUUGGUACUUGUUUAAACAAUUUCGCCCUCAUCACUCGAGGUACAAGAUCCUUCACUUUUAUGUAUGUAGUACCAAUAUUGCCAAGUGAAGCUGUAUUAUUAUUAACUGAACGUAAUUUACAUGAAAUGCUGAUCGUAUUUUGUAUUCUUUUCAUACCAUGGAUGAUUGCCAAGUUUCUCAAAUUUGAUCCACAUUACUGGAAAUUUAUGUACACUCUUCAAAUUGCUUUUGGAUUUUCAUCACCGAGAGACCCUAAAGAAAAUAAAGAAAGACUAGUGUUUCUAUCUAUUCUGAUUUUUUACUUUCUAGAAUCGUCUUAUCUCUAUACUGUAAUUUCAAAUUUUCAAAUACAAAAGGAAUAUUCUAAGAAAAUAGAAACAUUCGAUGAUGUACUUGCUGCUAAUAUAACUGUUGUUGGAACUCAAAAUGUGAAUUGGCAUAAAGUAAACGAACCAGAAGAUUCUUAUUUGAAGUUAAUGAAGAAAUUGAAAGGUUCAGAUGAAUCAUUCGAAGAUUGUACAAUUUCACUAAUGAUUAAUAAAAAUAUUGCUUGUCAUGGAAGAGAAGAUGCUGCUCAAAUAAGGCUUGAAGAACAAAGAAAAGCGAAUAAUUCAGAAGGCAUGAAAAUAUUAAAAGAUAUCCAAGGAGUGUAUGCAAGUGGUAUGUAUCUCUCAGGUGGAUCUCCGUUAAAAUCUCGAAUUGAGGAAAUAACGUUAUCUCUAAUGGAAGCAGGUAUCAGUAAUAAGUGGGAUGAGGCGUUCUCAAGAAAAAAUUCAAUUCGUAAAAAUCAAAUCGAUCUGUUUAAGCAGGAUAGGUCCUUGAUUUUCAAGUCCUUAAAUGUAAUGAUCAUGCUGCUUCUUUUUGGAUAUUCACUUUCGUUGAUUGUUUUCGCUUCUGAAAUGGUUUUUUAUAGGUGUCUUAAUAAUUAGUUUAAAUUUGGAGU
This is a messenger RNA of Leptopilina heterotoma, 3026 nucleotides long. RefSeq lists its product as uncharacterized. Bases 1162 to 3012 code for a protein of 616 amino acids. NCBI's taxonomy places the organism in Eukaryota, Metazoa, Arthropoda, Insecta, Hymenoptera, Figitidae. The record is from RefSeq and is a predicted model, not a curated record. The transcript has a single exon.